This is a messenger RNA of Carlito syrichta (Philippine tarsier), 3468 nucleotides long. It is a transcript of the gene MERTK, whose product is annotated as MER proto-oncogene, tyrosine kinase. Lineage: Eukaryota; Metazoa; Chordata; Mammalia; Primates; Tarsiidae. The transcript has 19 exons. Bases 180 to 2990 code for a protein of 936 amino acids. Gene Ontology annotation, molecular function: protein binding; transmembrane receptor protein tyrosine kinase activity; ATP binding. Gene Ontology annotation, cellular component: signaling receptor complex. The record is from RefSeq and is a predicted model, not a curated record. Gene Ontology annotation, biological process: phagocytosis; positive regulation of kinase activity; cell surface receptor protein tyrosine kinase signaling pathway.
GGCCGGCUGCGCUGCCGCCGCUGCUGGGGCUCUUCCUGCCCGUGCUCUUGAGUGGAGUCGCGAAGGCGAAGGAAGAAACCAAGCCCUACCUACCACUCCCACAACCUUUCCCAGGGAGCCUGCGAGCUGACCAUGGGCCGUUUUCCUUUCCUCACACCAGUGUGUACCAGCCUGCCUUGAUGUCUUCAUCAGCACAGCCUGGAAAACCAUACACAGGAAAUACAAACAUUCCCUGGGUGACCUCUGCUAGGCCAAAGCUCCUUCCACCUCUUGCAUUUAAUCACACGGUUGGACACAUAAUACUUUCAGAACAUAAAAGUGUAAAAUUUAAUUGCUCAAUAAAGGUACCUAAUGUGUACCAGGACAGCACAAUUUCUUGGUGGAAAGAUGGGAAGGAAUUGCUCGGGGCACAUCAUGCAAUUACACAGUUUUAUCCAGAUGAUGAAGUUACAACAAUAAUUGCUUUCUUCAGCAUAGCCAGUGUGCAGCGUUCAGACAAUGGAUCGUAUAUCUGUAAGAUGAACAUAAACAGUGAAGAGAUCAUGUCUGACCCCAUCUACGUUGAAGUUCAAGGACUUCCUCACUUUACUCAGCAGCCUGAGAGCAUGAAUGUUACCAGAAACACAGCCUUCAACCUCACCUGUCAGGCCGUGGGCCCACCUGAGCCAGUCAACAUUUUCUGGGUUCAGAAUAGCAGCCGCGUUAAUGUAUGGCCUGAGAAAUCGCCCUCUGUGUUAACUGUUCCUGGUCUGUCAGAGGCAGCAGUCUUCAGCUGUGAAGCCCACAAUGACAAAGGACUGACGGUGUCCAAGGGUGUGCAGAUCAACAUCAAAGCAAUUCCCUCCCCACCAACUGCUGUCAGCAUCCACAACAGCACUGCACACAGCAUUCUCAUCUCCUGGGUCCCAGGUUUUGAUGGAUACUCCCCAUUCAGGAAUUGCAGCGUGCUGGUCAAGGAAGUUGAUCCGCUGAGUAACGACUCAGUCAUGAUUUUUAACACUUCUGCCUCACCACAUCUGUAUCAGAUUGAACAGCUGCAGGCCCUGGCUAAUUACAGCAUUGGCGUUUCCUGCCUGAAUGAAAUAGGCUGGUCUGCCGUGAGCCCUUGGAUUCUGGCCAGCACGACCGAAGGAGCCCCAUCAGUAGCACCAUUCAACGUCACUGUGUUUCUGAAUGAAUCUAGUGAUAAAGUGGACAUCAGAUGGAUGAAGCCUCCAAUUAAGCAGCAGGAUGGGGAACUGGUGGGCUACAGGAUAUCUCACGUGUGGCAGAGUAUGGUGACUUCCAAAGAACUCUCUGAGGAAGUCAGUCAGAAUGGCAGCCACGCUCGGAUCUCCGUUCAAGUCCACAAUGCCACGUGCACAGUGAGGAUUGCUGCUGUCACAAAAGGGGGAGUCGGACCCUUCAGUGAACCAGUGCAAAUAUUUAUCCCUGCACUUGGUUGGGUAGAUUAUGCCCCCUCGUCAACUCCGGCACCCGGCAACACAGAUCCUGUGCUCAUCAUCCUUGGUUGCAUUUGUGGAUUUGUUUUGAUGGGGUUGGUUUUAUAUAUUUCGAUGGCCAUCAGAAAAAGACUCCAGGAGACAAAGUUUGGGACGGCAUUCACAGAGGAGGAUUCUGAGUUAGUUGUAAAUUAUAUAGCAAAGAAGUCUUUCUGUCGGCGAGCCAUUGAACUCACCUUACAAAACUUGGGAGUCAGCGAGGAACUACAAAAUAAACUAGAAGAUGUUGUGAUUGACAGGAAUCUUCUAAUUCUUGGAAAAAUUCUAGGUGAAGGAGAGUUUGGCUCUGUGAUGGAAGGAAAUCUCAAGCAGCAAGAUGGGACCUCUCAGAAAGUGGCAGUGAAGACCAUGAAAUUGGACAACUUUUCUCAGCGGGAGAUCGAGGAAUUUCUCAGUGAGGCUGCCUGCAUGAAAGACUUCAGCCACCCAAAUGUCAUCUGUCUUCUAGGUGUAUGCAUAGAAAUGAGCUCGCAAGGCAUCCCAAAGCCUAUGGUAAUCUUACCCUUCAUGAAGUAUGGGGACCUGCAUACCUAUUUACUUUAUUCCCGAUUGGACACAGGACCAAAGCAUAUUCCUCUGCAGACGCUAUUGAAGUUCAUGGUGGAUAUUGCCCUGGGGAUGGAGUAUCUGAGCAACAGGAAUUUUCUUCAUCGAGAUUUAGCUGCUCGAAACUGCAUGUUGCGAGAUGACAUGACUGUCUGUGUCGCGGACUUUGGCCUCUCUAAGAAGAUUUACAGUGGCGAUUACUACCGUCAAGGCCGCAUUGCUAAGAUGCCUGUGAAAUGGAUCGCCAUAGAGAGUCUUGCAGAUCGAGUCUACACGAGUAAAAGCGACGUGUGGGCAUUUGGCGUGACGAUGUGGGAAAUAGCUACACGGGGAAUGACUCCCUAUCCAGGGGUCCAGAACCACGAGAUGUAUGACUACCUCCUCCACGGCCACAGGCUGAAGCAGCCCGAGGACUGUCUGGAUGAACUGUAUGAAAUAAUGUACUCUUGCUGGAGAGCUGAUCCCUUGGAUCGACCCACCUUUUCGGUGUUGAGGCUGCAGCUAGAAAAGCUCUUAGAAAGUUUGCCUGACAUCCAGGACCAAGCAGGCGUCAUUUACAUCAACACACAGCUACUGGAGGGCUAUGAGGACCUGGCUGAGGGCUCCACGCUUGCUCCACUGGACUUGCACAUCGACCCUGCCUCGAUCAUUGCUUCGUGCACUCCCGGCGCUGCCAUCAGCGUGGUCACAGCAGAAGUUCAUGAGAACAGACCUCACGAAGGACGAUACGUCCUGAAUGGCAGCAAUGAGGAAUGGGAAGAUCUGGCUCCCACCCCCUCUGGUACAGUCAUGGCUGAAAAGAACAGUGUGUUCCUGGAGGACAAGCCUAUAAGAAACGGGGUCUCCUGGUCCCAUGCUAGCACGCUGCCCUUGGGGAGCCCAUCGCCAGAUGAACUUCUAUUUGCUGAUGACUCCUCAGAAGGCUCAGAAGUCCUAAUGUGAGGAAAACUGGGAGGAGACAUUCCAAAAUCAAGCAAAUUCUUCGCUUUAGGAGACCCCAGCUGUGCUUGAUGUUUUCAAUAUUUUUUUUCCUUACCAAGUAAACUCUAUGGCCUUAAAGCACCAGAUGAAUGUUGCCAAUCAAAGUCAUCAUUAAAAAUACAUAAUAUAUAUUUAUUUAAAGACAAAAAAUAUAUAUGUAUAUAGUGGAAAGAGACGAGGAUGUUAUAUUUUAAUAAAUGGUGACUUCUUUCACUUAUCUUGCAGACCUUAAAUUUUAAGCUUCAUCUGUUCCUUGAUACUAACAUUUGUACAGAGUCAAAGUUGUUUUUUAAAGUUCUUUUCUUUUUCAUGACUAUUAAAUGUAAAAGUAUUUGUAAAAUGAAAUGCCAUAAAUGACUUGGGUUCCAGUUUUCAUGUAUUUGAUAAGAAUGAUUCACUUAGUAUUUAAAGUUGUAUAACUGAUUUUCUGAUAUGACUU